Molecule: messenger RNA, 1474 nt
Organism: Linum trigynum
Lineage: Eukaryota; Viridiplantae; Streptophyta; Magnoliopsida; Malpighiales; Linaceae
Source: the annotation of a GenBank genome assembly
CAUAAAAUGUUGACUGUUGAUUACAUGACACAUAUGUGGCAGCCACGUAUGCGCCACGUCAGCUGCCACAUCAUGUUGUUAUUUUCAAAUUAAAAUUAACAAUUAAAAUACAAAAUACAAAGUAAAACUAAAAUUAAAAAAAUAAAUCAUAGCACCCCCUGCAUCUUCGCCAGAGCACCCCCUGCAACUCUAACCCUGGGUUUUGAAUUUUGCGGAUCUUCUCUGGUGGCCUCUAGCUUCCUCUCUAAUCUCCGGCUACCUCGUUCCAAUCGACGUCGUCUUCUCAGGCAGAGCUCCCAGCUCCAAUCGAUAUCUUCUCCAACGACGUUCCAGCUCCAGAUGUCGUGUGUACCAGUUGCCGACAAGGAGGCGGAGGGAAGCUUGAACCCUUACCAAAUCGUCGAUGGAGACCUAUAUAGCCAAAACCAUCUCUGACUUUGCCGUAUUUGAAUUGCUCUUCAUCGCUGCAACUCUAAUUUCAACGUUGUUGUUUCUGGGUUUCAUUAGAUCUGGGUUUCUGGGUUUCAUUGGAUCUGGGUUUCUGCUUUCCGUUUUCCUCCAAUGGAUUCAUCUUGAUUGUUUUCCGCCUAGCUUUUCCCCAAUGACGGCGACCACUUCCAGAGGUUUCACGGCUCACACUGCUUAGCUGGAUUUUGAGCUCAGCCAACAGCCCAACACCUACUCGGCAUUUCUCCGUUCCUCGAUGGCAGCUCCAGGAGGAAGAUGGUGAAGAAGAAGAGCAACAAAGUCUGCGUAAAAGGCUACCAGUCGCCUUGUCCUGUUAGCACCAUCUCUUGUUGCUGCUCAGACUCGGUCGGUCCGAUUCGACGGAGUGCCACCCGCUCGCGUAGUGGCGGGCACACAGCCGAGGAGAAUUGUCAUCGAAAGCUAAGAAUUAGAGCUAAUAGUCCCACAUUGUUGUACGCUUCCCCUCAGUAAUAUUCUCGAUUUUUUUCAUCGCUGUUAAGCUUUAAAUCACUUCAUUUACGAUUUUUGGUUCGCUUAGAUCCUGCUACUGCUCUAGAACAAGUUCCAGUCGGUGAAUUAGUUUGCGAUUUUCCCAUAGUUCCCUUUUGCUUAGUAAUGGUGGUUUACUCUCGCAGAGGCGAAGGUUGCGAGACGGGAGAGGGAAGGGUGUAUAUGUUUUUUUUUAAUUUUCAUUUCUUUUCUUGGAAAAUAAUUAUAAAUUAAUAUUAUAAAUUCCACUUAAAUGCCACAUCAGCGCUGACUAGACUUUCUGUUAAAAACUAACGGUCAAUGCUAGUCAACUCUAACGGAAAAAUAGUUUAGGACACAAAUAUCAUAUCGAAUACUUUAUAACACAAAUGACACAAAGUUAAUAGUGGGUUUCCCAGUGGUAUUCGUCCUUGUUUUAAAUGGCUAAGGAUAAGAUGGAUUACUCAAAACUGGAUUUGGGUGCGCAUACAAACUAAAUUCUAGAAACGUGACUUGAUAAUAAAGUAGAAACGUCAAC